Meira miltonrushii is the source of this 1367-nucleotide messenger RNA. RefSeq names its product Ribokinase-like protein. The coding region runs from base 88 to 1224 and encodes 378 amino acids. The transcript has 3 exons. Lineage: Eukaryota; Fungi; Basidiomycota; Exobasidiomycetes; Exobasidiales; Brachybasidiaceae. Gene Ontology annotation, molecular function: kinase activity. The record is from RefSeq and is a predicted model, not a curated record.
ACGUGCAAAAAGUGAGGAGGAGCUGAAAGAAGAAGCAAUGCAGGGAUUCUCACCUGCGUUCCCAAAUGGUCACUCAAGCAGGUAAGCAUGCAUCACACCAAGAGUGCUCCUUCUAUCUUGGUUGUAGGAUAUGCAGCAGUCGACAUCACCGGACAGAAGGACAACACAUCAGUGUCAAAUGUAAAUGAUGAAAUUGCAACUACUUGGCCAGGAAGAGUAUCGUUAUCGUUGGGAGGAGUGGGAAGGAAUAUGGCAGAAGCUAUUCACGGAAUACUGCAAGGACAAGAUGUGAUCGUUAAACUGGUUUCACCCGUUGGAACAGACAAUUUUGCAAAAGUGAUCGAACAAGGGAUGUCAUCAAUAGGGUUAUCAACUUCUGGUUUGAUGCCGGGUCCAUCACGAACAGCAAGUGUGAUGCUUCUUUUAGACAAAGGAGGUGAUCUUAUCACUGGGAUUGCUGAUAUUGAUGAAAGUCGUCCUUCGAAGGAUGAAGUGGAUGCCAUGAUCAGAUCACAUCAGCCCAGUAUAGUGGUCAUGGACGGAAAUAUCAGCAAAGAGGCAAUGGAAGCAGUACUCACGCAAAGAUCCAAUUCUCACAUACUUUUCGAGCCAACAUCCGUGGAGAGAAGCGUCAAGGUUAUCCAAGUCAUUGUCAAGCUCGUAAAGAACUCAAAAGUGGCUUUUCGCUUUCCCCAUGUCAUCACUCCGAAUGUAUACGAAGUAGUCGCCAUGCAUGCUGAAGCAGUCAAGCACAAUCUUUUCUCCGUAAAGGAUUUGCCAAAUUUAGAAGGCACAUUGGCAGAUUCAGGCGUCGCUACAAGCACAUGGGGUAACGAGAACAUUGUUUAUGCCGCUGCUCAACUUGCCUACCUACUUCAGACGACCUUGUUGGUUAAAGGUGGGAGAAGAGGUGUCUUGGUUGCCAGAUAUUCUCCGUCAAAUGAUUCAGUUCACCUUUCACAUCAUCCCGCAAAGAAUAUUGAUCCUUCCCAAAUCGUGAAUACGACUGGAGCAGGUGAUACAUUUGCAUCUGCAAUUGUUGCCGGGCUCUUUACCUUGAAACAAUCGGGCAAAGCAGAUCUCUCUAAUCUUUGCGAUGAGAAGAUAUGGUCAGCAAUUGUUGCUGAAGCACAGAACGCAGCUCUACUAACAUUGCAAAGUGGAGAGUCGAUUUCAAGCCGACUUCAAGAAAUUGGUCGUGAAUGGAAGAAAUGGAUCGAGUAGAGGCGAUUUUCGCUGUACCUUUGGCGAUCGGAUUUUAUUUCUGUCCCGAAUUUCCAACAAAACAUGAAUGUAAAACAUAUCACGAGCUGCGAAUGAACAUUAUUGCCUUUUACAGCAGUACAAUCAUCAGCAAAGCUGGUCUU